Gavia stellata (red-throated loon) is the source of this 7251-nucleotide messenger RNA. RefSeq names its product filamin C (gene FLNC). The record is from RefSeq and is a predicted model, not a curated record. Gene Ontology annotation, biological process: actin cytoskeleton organization. Lineage: Eukaryota; Metazoa; Chordata; Aves; Gaviiformes; Gaviidae. Gene Ontology annotation, molecular function: actin filament binding.
AUGGCAGCGGCCGGGCAGCGGGCAGCGGAGGCCGGCCGGCUGCGGGAGGAGGUUGCCGGCCUGCGGGCAGAGCUGCGGCGCGGGCAGGAGCUCUGCUCCCGGUACCAGCUGGAGGCCGGCGCGCUGCGCGCCAACGCUCGCCUGAGGGACCAGCAGCACCGGGGUGCCACCCGCCGAGGUGGCACGGCUCCAAGGUGCCCCGAGGGGCCGGGGGACACAGAGGAUCCCCCCGCAGUGUCCCCCCACCCCGAGGACCCCGAGGACACCCAGUCCUGGUGCCCGGAGGGGACCCAGAGCCAAGCUAAGGUGGUCCCCAACAAUGACAAGAAGCGGACAUACAGCGUCACCUACGUCCCCAAGGUUGGGGGGCUGCACAAGGUGACGGUGCUGUUUGCGGGGCAGAACAUCGACAAGAGCCCCUUCGGCGUCAACGUGGGCAUGGCCCUGGGGGACGCCAACAAGGUGACGGCACGUGGCCCCGGCCUGGAGCCCGUUGGCAACGUGGCCAACAAGCCCACCUACUUCGACAUCUACACCGCAGGGGCCGGUCCGGGCGACGUGGGGGUGGUGAUCGUGGACCCCCAGGGCCGGCGGGACACAGUGGAGGUGAUGCUGGAGGACAAAGGGGACAACAUCUACCGCUGCACCUACCGGCCCGUCCUGGAGGGGCCACACACCGUCUGCGUCACCUACGCCGGCGCCCAGAUCCCCAAGAGCCCCUUCACCGUCAACGUGGCUGAAGCGUGCACCCCCUCGGCGUGCCGGGCCACGGGCCGGGGGCUGCAGCCCAAGGGCGUACGGGUGCAGGAGACGGCCGACUUCAGGGUGCUCACCAAGGGUGCUGGCACCGGGGACCUGCGGGUGCUCAUCAAGGGGCCCAAGGGGACGGAGGAGCCGGUGACGGUGCGGGACGCGGGUGACGGCGUCUAUGAGUGCGAGUACCACCCCAGGGUGCCCGGCAAGUACCAGGUGGCCAUCACCUGGGGUGGCUACGCCAUCCCCCGCAGCCCCUUCGAGGUGCAGGUGGCCCCCGAGCCGGGGUCCCAGAAGGUGCGGGCCUGGGGGCCGGGGCUGGAGGGCGGCGUGGUGGGUCGAUCGGCUGAUUUCGUGGUGGAAGCCAUCGGCACCGAAGUGGGCACCCUGGGAUUCUCCAUCGAGGGCCCCUCGCAGGCCAGGAUCGAGUGUGACGAUAAGGGGGACGGCUCCUGCGACGUGCGGUACUGGCCGACCGAGGCGGGGGAGUACGCCGUCCACGUGGUCUGCGACGACGAGGACAUCAAGGACAGUCCCUUCAUCGCCCACGUCCUGCCCGCCCCCACCGGCUCCUUCCCCGAGAAGGUGAAGGCCUUUGGGCCGGGGCUGGAGCCAACCGGCUGCAUCGUGGAGCGGCCGGCCGAGUUCACCAUCGACACCCGCGGCGCCGGCAAGGGCCCCCUCAAGCUCUACGCCCAGGACGCCGAGGGCUUCCCCAUCGACAUCAAGGUGAAGGACAACGGGGACGGCACCUACCACUGCGUCUACGUGCCCACCAAGGCCAUCAAGCACACCGUCAUCGUCACCUGGGGGGGCGUCACCACCCCCCGCAGCCCCUUCCGCGUGAGCGUGGGGGAGGGCAGCCACCCCGGCAGGGUGAAGGUCUACGGGCCGGGCGUGGAGAAGACGGGGCUGAAGGCCAACGAGCCCACCUACUUCACCGUCGACUGCAGCGAGGCCGGGCAGGGUGACGUGAGCAUCGGGAUCAAGUGCGCCCCCGGCGUGGUGGGGCCGCUGGAGGCCGACAUCGACUUCGACAUCAUCAAGAACGACAACGACACCUUCACGGUGAAGUACACGCCGCCGGGCGCCGGGCUCUACACCAUCAUGGUGCUCUUCGCCAACCAGGAGAUCCCCAGCAGCCCCUUCCGCAUCAAGGUGGACCCGUCCCACGACGCCAGCAAGGUCAAGGCGGAGGGACCUGGGCUCAGCCGGACCGGUGUGGAGGUGGGGAAGCCCACCCACUUCACGGUGCAGACGAAGGGGGCGGGGAAGGCCCCCCUGGAGGUGCAGUUUGGGGGGCCGGGGCCGGGCCCCGCCGUGCGCGACUUCGAGGUCAUCGACAACCACGACUACUCCUACACCGUCAAGUACACCCCCCUGCAGCAGGGUCCCCUGGCCGUGGUGGUCACCUACGGGGGGGACCAGGUCCCCCGGAGCCCCUUCCCCGUCACCGUCGCCCCCCCCCUGCAGCUCAGCAAGGUCAAGGUGCAGGGGCUCAACAGCAAGGUGGAGGUGGGGCAGGCGCAGGAGUUCGGGGUGGAGGCGCAGGGGGCGGGGGGGCAGGGCAGGCUGGAGGUCAAGGUCACCGGCCCCUCCCGCCGCCCCCUCCCCUGCAGGGUGGGCCCUGCCCCCCCCGGGGGCCCCCACCCCGUCACCUACACCCCCCCCGAGGAGGGACCCUACAAGGUGGAGGUCACCUACGACGGACACCCCGUCCCCGGCAGCCCCUUCCCCGUGGAGGCCCUUCUGCCCCCCGACCCCUCCAAGGUGUGCGCCUACGGGCCGGGGCUGCAGGGCGGCAGGGUGGGCACCCCGGCGCCCUUCACCAUCGACACCAAGGGUGCCGGCACCGGGGGGCUGGGGCUGACGGUGGAGGGUCCCUGCGAGGCCAAGAUCGAGUGCCAGGACAACGGCGACGGCUCCUGCUCCGUCUCCUACCUGCCCACCGAGCCCGGCGACUACGCCAUCAACAUCCUCUUCGCCGACCGGCACAUCCCCGGCAGCCCCUUCAAGGCGGAGGUGACCCCUCUCUUCGAUCCCGACAAGGUGACGGCCAGCGGGCCCGGUUUGGAAGGCGGAAAAGCCGGGGAGGUGGCCACCUUCAUGGUGGAUUGCUCCAAAGCCGGCGACGCCGAGCUCACCAUCGAGAUCAUUUCGGAAGCCGGGGUGAAAGCCGAGGUGCUCAUCCAGAACAACCGGGACGGCACCUACACCAUCACCUACACCCCCGCCUGCCCCGGCUCCUACACCAUCACCAUCAAGUACGGCGGGCGCCCCGUCCCCAAGUUCCCCGUCCGCGUCACCGUCGACCCCGCCGUUGAUACCAGCGGCGUCAAGGUCUACGGCAAAGGCGUGGAGCCGCGAGGGGUGCUGCGGGAGGUGGGCACCGACUUCACGGUGGACGCCCGGGCGCUGACCAAGACGGGGGGGCCCCACGUCAAGGCCCGGGUGAUCAACCCCUCGGGCGCCAAGACCGACACCUACGUCACCGACCACGGCGACGGCACCUACCGCGUGGACUACACCCCCUACGAGGACGGCGUGCACCGGGUGGAGGUGACCUACGACGAGGUGGCGGUCCCCAAGAGCCCCUUCCGCGUGGGGGUGGCGGAGGGCUGCGACCCCGGCCGCGUGCGGGCGCAUGGACCCGGCCUGGAGGGCGGCCUCGUCGGCAAGGCCAACCGCUUCACCGUGGAGACCAGGGGGGCGGGCACCGGGGGGCUGGGCCUGGCCAUCGAGGGCCCCUCGGAGGCCAAGAUGUCCUGCAAGGACAACAAGGAUGGGAGCUGCACGGUGGAGUACAUCCCCUUCACGCCCGGGGACUACGACGUCAACAUCACCUUCGGCGGCCACCCCAUCCCUGGGAGCCCCUUCCGGGUGCCGGUGAAGGACGUGGUGGACCCCAGCAAGGUGAAGUGUUCGGGGCCGGGGCUGGGCCCCAGCGUCAGGGCCCGGGUGCCCCAGACCUUCACCGUGGACUGCAGCGCGGCGGGGCUGGCGCCCCUCGAGGUCACGCUGCUGGGACCCUCCGGUCUGGCGGAGCCGGUGGAGGUACGUGACAACGGCGACGGCACCCACAAGGUCAACUACACCCCGGCCACCGACGGGCCCUACACCGUGGCCGUCAAGUACGCCGACCAGGAGGUGCCACGCAGCCCCUUCAAGAUCAAGGUGCUGCCCGCCCACGACGCCAGCAAGGUGCGCGCCAGCGGGCCGGGGCUGAGCGCCAGCGGCAUCCCCGCCAGCCUGCCCGUCGAGUUCACCAUCGACGCCCGCGACGCCGGCGAGGGGCUGCUCACCGUCCAGAUCCUGGACCCCGAGGGGCAGCCCAAGAAGGCGGCGAUCCGGGACAACGGGGACGGCACCUACACGGUCUCCUACGUCCCCGACCUGCCGGGGCGCUACACCAUCACCAUCAAGUACGGGGGGGACGAGAUCCCCUGCUCCCCCUUCCGCAUCCACGCCGUGCCCGCCGGCGACGCCAGCAAGUGCCUCGUCACAGUAUCCAUUGGGGGCCACGGACUGGGUGCCUGCUUGGGUCCCACCAUCCAGAUCGGGGAGGAGACGGUGAUCACGGUGGACGCCAAGGCGGCCGGCCAGGGGAAGGUGACCUGCAAGGUGUCCACCCCCGACGGGGCCGAGCUGGACGUGGAUGUGGUGGAGAACCACGAUGGCACCUUCGACAUCUACUACACCGCCCCCGAGCCCGGGAAAUACGUCAUCACCAUCCGCUUCGGCGGGGAACACGUCCCCAACAGCCCCUUCCACGUCCUGGCCACGGAGGAGCCCCCCGCCACGGCUGAGAACCUCCGGCCCUUCAACCUCGUCAUCCCCUUCACUGUGCAGAAGGGCGAGAUCACAGGGGAGGUGCGGAUGCCCUCGGGGAAGACGGCGCGACCCAACAUCACUGACAACAAGGAUGGGACGGUGACGGUGCGCUACGCCCCCACCGAGAAGGGGCUGCACGAGAUGGACAUCCGCUAUGAUGGCAACCACAUCCCUGGGAGUCCCCUCCAGUUCUACGUGGAUGCCAUCAACCCCCGGCACGUGAGCGCCUACGGGCCGGGGCUGAGCCAUGGCAUGGUCAACAAGCCCUGCACCUUCACCAUCGUCACCAAGGAUGCCGGGGAGGGUGGGCUCUCGUUGGCGGUGGAAGGUCCCUCCAAGGCGGAGAUCACCUGCCAGGAUAACAAGGACGGGACCUGCACCGUGUCCUACCUGCCCACCGCCCCCGGGGACUACAACAUCAUCGUCCGCUUCGACGACAAGCACAUCCCGGGCAGCCCCUUCACCGCCAAGAUCACCGGGGACGACUCCAUGCGGACGUCCCAACUCAACGUGGGCACCUCAACGGACGUCUCGCUGAAGAUCACGGAGACGGACCUGAGCCUGCUGACGGCCAGCAUCCGGGCACCAUCGGGCAACGAGGAGCCCUGCCUGCUCAAGCGGCUGCCCAACCGCCACAUCGGCAUCUCCUUCACACCCAAGGAGGUGGGCGAGCACGUGGUGAGCGUGAAGAAGAGCGGGCAGCACGUCACCAACAGCCCCUUCAAGAUCCUGGUGGGGCAGUCGGAGAUCGGGGACGCCAGCCGGGUGAAGGUGUGGGGCAAGGGGCUGGUGGAAGGUCACACGUUCGAGGUGUCCGAGUUCAUCGUGGACACACGCAGCGCUGGCUACGGCGGGCUGGGCCUGUCCAUCGAGGGUCCCAGCAAGGUGGACAUCAACUGUGAGGACGUGGAGGACGGCACCUGCAAGGUCACCUACUGCCCCACCGAGCCCGGCAACUACAUCAUCAACAUCAAGUUUGCCGACAAACACGUCCCAGGGAGCCCCUUCACGGUGAAGGUGACGGGCGAGGGGCGCAUGAAGGAAAGCAUCACGCGCCGGCGGCAGGCCCCCUCCAUCGCCACCAUCGGCAGCACCUGCGACCUCAACCUGAAGAUCCCAGGCGAGGCGUCGGCGCAGGAGCUGUCGGCGCAGGUGCUGAGCCCAUCGGGGCAGCGGUUCGAGGCGGAGGUGCUGGCGGGGGGCGCGGGGGUGUACAGCGUACGCUUCGUGCCCCAGGAGAUGGGGUCCCACACCGUCAGCGUCAAGUACCGGGGGCAGCACGUGCCCGGCAGCCCCUUCCAGUUCACCGUCGGGCCCCUGGGCGAGGGGGGGGCCCACAAGGUGCGGGCGGGGGGCACCGGCCUCCAGCGCGGCGUGGCCGGCGUGCCAGCCGAGUUCAGCAUCUGGACGCGGGAGGCGGGGGCCGGGGGCCUCUCCAUCGCGGUGGAGGGGCCCAGCAAGGCCGAGAUCGCCUUCGAGGACCGCAAGGACGGCUCCUGCGGCGUCUCCUACCUCGUCCAGGAGCCCGGCGACUACGAGGUCUCCAUCAAGUUCAACGAGGAGCACAUCCCCGACAGCCCCUUCGUGGUGCCCGUGGCCUCCCACUCCGAUGACGCCCGGCGCCUCACCGUCACCAGCCUCCAGGAGACGGUGACAGUGAACCAGCCGGCCUCCUUCGCGGUGCAGCUGAACGGGGCGCGCGGCGUCAUCGACGCCAAGGUGCACACGCCGGCCGGCGUCGUGGAGGAGUGCUACGUCUCCGAGCUGGACAGCGACAAGUACGCCAUCGGGUUCCUGCCGCGGGAGAACGGGGUGCACUCCAUCGACCUGCGCUUCAACGGGCGCCACGUGCCCGGCAGCCCCUUCAACAUCCGGGUGGGCGAGCAGAGCCAGGCCGGGGACCCCGGGCUCGUCACCGCUUACGGCCCCGGCCUCGAGGGCGGCAUCACAGGCGUGUGCUCGGAGUUCCUGGUGAAGACGGCCAACGCCGGGGCGGGCGCGCUGGCCGUCACCAUCGACGGCCCCUCCAAGGUGAAGCUGGACUGCGUGGAGUGCGCCGAGGGCCACCGCGUCACCUACACCCCCAUGGCCCCCGGCAACUACCUCAUCUCCAUCAAGUACGGCGGCCACCACAUCGUCGGUAGCCCCUUCAAGGCCAAAGUCACCGGCCCGCGUCUGUCGGGGGGACACAGCCUGCACGAGACGUCGACGGUGCUGGUGGAGACGGUGACGCGGGGCGGGGCGGCGUCGCGGGGACCCCCCGCCUUCGGGGGGCUCCCCAAGUUCUCCUCGGACGCGGGGAAGGUGGUGGCGCGGGGGCCGGGGCUGGCAACCGCCUUCCUCGGCCAGAAGAACCACUUCACCGUCGACUGCAGCAAGGCUGGCACCAACAUGCUGAUGGUGGGGGUCCACGGCCAGACCCCCUGCGAGGAGGUCUAUGUCAAACAUGUGGGCAACCGCGUCUACAACGUCACCUACACCGUCAAGGAGAAGGGGGACUACGUCCUCAUCCUGCGCUGGGGGGACGACAAUGUCCCCGGCAGCCCCUACCGUGUCACCGUCCCCUGACCCCCCCCCCGGCACCCACAGCCAGAGGUGGGGGUCCUGGGGGGGUCCGGGGGGUCCCAAAGGGGUCCUGGACCCACCAAUAAAGCACUGGGAGACUCA